AUGGCUCCCAUGGCUGUGCCGAUUGUGCUCGCCAUGGGCAUGAUGGUGGCCUGGUACAGCAUUUGGGCCCGUUUUGCACACCACGACAUGAUCUGCAUCAUGCAUGUCACGAUCCACCUCAAGCAGCGAAAGAGUAUCUUAGCAGUCCGAACGAUGAUGGACUGGUACACUAUGCUUGCCCGAUCUGCAAACAACUUUAAGAUUUGCAGAAUGCGCUUCAUCAUCCAUCUCAACAGGCGACCUGCUGCCCUGAAUGGGAUGACGAUUCCACACUUCAACAGUGUCACGGCCAUGGUUCCCAAAACCCGCGAUAAAUGUGAAAGAAGAGGUACGCCAAUCAGCUGGCCAAAUCCGUGCGCCAUCAUAAUGAAGCAGAUGCAUAUAGUGAAGCGCAUAAUCCUCCCAACAAACUGA
Prorocentrum cordatum is the source of this 414-nucleotide messenger RNA. NCBI's taxonomy places the organism in Eukaryota, Dinophyceae, Prorocentrales, Prorocentraceae. The record is from the annotation of a GenBank genome assembly.